GAAAGCCUUCUAUACUCCUUCAAGAUGCAAAUCUUCGUUAAGACCCUCACCGGCAAGACCAUUACUCUCGAGGUCGAGAGCUCUGACACCAUCGACAAUGUCAAGGCCAAGAUCCAAGACAAGGAGGGCAUUCCCCCAGACCAGCAGAGGCUGAUCUUCGCCGGCAAGCAGCUCGAGGACGGCCGCACCCUUGCCGACUACAACAUCCAAAAGGAAUCCACCCUCCACCUCGUCCUCCGUCUCCGUGGUGGCAUGCAGAUCUUUGUUAAGACUCUCACCGGCAAGACCAUCACCUUGGAGGUUGAGAGCUCCGACACCAUCGACAACGUCAAGGCCAAGAUCCAAGACAAGGAGGGGAUCCCCCCAGACCAGCAGAGGUUGAUCUUCGCCGGAAAGCAGCUCGAGGACGGUCGCACCCUCGCCGAUUACAACAUCCAAAAGGAAUCCACCCUCCACCUUGUCCUCCGUCUCCGUGGUGGUAUGCAGAUCUUUGUCAAGACUCUCACCGGCAAGACCAUCACCUUGGAGGUUGAGAGCUCCGACACCAUUGACAACGUUAAGGCCAAGAUCCAAGACAAGGAGGGGAUCCCCCCAGACCAGCAGAGGUUGAUCUUCGCCGGAAAGCAGCUCGAGGACGGUCGCACCCUCGCCGAUUACAACAUCCAAAAGGAAUCCACCCUCCACCUUGUCCUCCGUCUCCGUGGUGGUAUGCAGAUCUUUGUCAAGACUCUCACCGGCAAGACCAUCACCUUGGAGGUUGAGAGCUCCGACACCAUUGACAACGUUAAGGCCAAGAUCCAAGACAAGGAGGGGAUCCCCCCAGACCAGCAGAGGUUGAUCUUCGCCGGAAAGCAGCUCGAGGACGGCCGUACCCUCGCCGAUUACAACAUCCAAAAGGAAUCCACCCUCCACCUCGUCCUCCGUCUCCGUGGUGGCAUGCAGAUCUUCGUUAAGACCCUCACGGGGAAGACCAUCACCUUGGAGGUUGAGAGCUCAGACACCAUCGACAACGUCAAGGCCAAAAUCCAAGACAAGGAGGGUAUCCCACCAGACCAACAGAGGCUGAUCUUCGCUGGCAAGCAGCUUGAGGACGGUCGAACCUUGGCUGAUUACAACAUCCAGAAGGAGUCAACCCUCCACCUUGUCUUGCGUCUACGUGGUGGUAUGCAGAUUUUCGUGAAGACGCUUACAGGAAAGACCAUUACUCUUGAGGUUGAGAGCUCGGACACCAUUGAUAAUGUUAAGGCCAAGAUUCAAGACAAGGAGGGUAUCCCACCAGACCAGCAGAGGUUGAUUUUUGCUGGAAAGCAGCUCGAAGAUGGACGUACACUUGCAGACUACAACAUUCAGAAGGAAUCCACCCUUCACCUUGUCCUUCGCCUCAGAGGAGGCAUGCAGAUUUUUGUGAAGACCUUGACUGGCAAGACUAUCACGUUGGAGGUGGAGAGUUCGGACACGAUCGACAAUGUCAAGGCCAAGAUUCAGGACAAGGAGGGGAUUCCACCAGACCAGCAGAGGCUUAUCUUUGCAGGGAAGCAGCUUGAAGACGGAAGGACCCUAGCUGAUUACAACAUUCAGAAGGAGUCCACCCUUCACCUUGUGCUUCGCCUUCGUGGUGGUAACUGAAUAUUGUGCGGAAGAGUUGCCUCUGUCGGUCCUUUCCUGUUGCGUUGAGUCUGUGUUUUUCAUUGAGAAAUUGAAGUGUCGGGGUGCAUGGUUUGCCCCUUGAAUAAAUUUAUGUUAUGGUUUUUAAGCGGUUUGUAUAAAUUUCGUACUCUUAAUGACUAGUCUCCCGCUAAUGCGGGUUUAUAAUAAUUGUGUUUCCGAGUAAUCUAUUGUGUGUGUGAUAUUUGGAUCGAGUUCAUAUGGGAGAUGUGAUACAGUUUGUGCUGUAUUGGAUGGUUGUUCG
Neltuma alba is the source of this 1909-nucleotide messenger RNA. RefSeq names its product polyubiquitin-like. The record is from RefSeq and is a predicted model, not a curated record. Bases 25 to 1626 code for a protein of 533 amino acids. NCBI's taxonomy places the organism in Eukaryota, Viridiplantae, Streptophyta, Magnoliopsida, Fabales, Fabaceae. Gene Ontology annotation, molecular function: protein binding. The transcript is spliced from 2 exons.